Ailuropoda melanoleuca (giant panda) is the source of this 1009-nucleotide messenger RNA. It is a transcript of the gene PSCA, whose product is annotated as prostate stem cell antigen. Gene Ontology annotation, cellular component: plasma membrane. The record is from RefSeq and is a predicted model, not a curated record. The coding region runs from base 89 to 463 and encodes 124 amino acids. The transcript has 3 exons. Lineage: Eukaryota; Metazoa; Chordata; Mammalia; Carnivora; Ursidae.
UGUUGACGGGGCAGUGGAGCCUCCCCCUUGCCAGCCCAAGCAGUAUAAAGCCACCCUGAGGCCAGCCCACUGCCGCCCGCCGGUGACCAUGAAGGCCGUCCUCCUCACCCUGCUGGCCGUCGGUUUGGCCCUGCGGCCAGGCACAGCCCUGCAGUGCUACUCCUGCAAGGCCCAGGCGAGCAACCAUGACUGCCUGCACGUGCGGAACUGCACUGGCUCCGAGACCUACUGCUGGACCGAGCGCAUCCGUGCUGUUGGCAUCGUGACUGUCAUUAGCAAGGGCUGCAGCUCGCACUGUGCGGACGACUCGCAGAACUACUACGUGGGCGGGAAGAACAUCACGUGUUGCUCCACUGACCUGUGCAACGCCAACGGGGCCCAUGCCCUGCAGCCAGCUGCUGGCACCCUGGCACUGCUCACUGCGCUCGGUGGCCUGCUGCUCUGGGGCCCUAGCCGGCUGUAGCACCCGAGAGGACCCCACUGUGUCCCAUACUGGGCAUCAGUGCCCAGGAGCCCCGGAGCACUCUUCACACACACCUGGCCCAGUUGAGGCCCCUCCUAGACCCUAACUCAGGAAAGUCCAUGCCGCUCUGCCCUUCCUGGCCUUCUCUGGCUCCCUCCAGGAGCCCUGCCCCACUGUUCCUGCUCAGCGGGCUGGGUUCUACUGAUGUGGCACUGUUCCAGAUCAAUAGAACCCAGCCUGCACACGGCCCCUCCAGCCCCCACACUGCAGCCUACUCCUUAAGCCUUGCUCAAGCAUGUCUUCCUCCAGGAAGCCUUCCCCGCCCCACCCCCUCCAUCAGCCAAGCCACGUCCCACCCAUGGUGUCCCCUGCAACGGGCACUCAGGAGGGCCCCACAGAGGCUGAGGAGAAUUACGGGCUGGGAGUGUGAGGUCCCACGGGCCCCAGAGAUGAGGUGUGGAGGGGGGUCCAGCUCCCCAUGGCCAUGGGAGUCCUGGGGCAUGAACCCCAGCACACAGGAGGCCCUUAAUAAAGUCCCCUGACCUA